AUGCUGGCCCUUGUGAUAUUUCUUUCGAUCCCUGUAUACCUUCUUGCCAUUGGGUGUUACAAUCUCUUUUUCCAUCCCCUCCGCAACUUCCCCGGUCCACCCCUCGCCAAAGUCUCCAAAUUAUGGAGUCGAAUUGGAAACCGGAGUGGUCGCAAAGCGGAGCGAAUUCAUCAUGCCCAUCUUCAGUAUGGUCCCGUCGUGCGAUUUGGCCCGAAUGAAUUGUCUUUUGCAGAUCCUGCCGCCGUGCGAGUUAUUUACAUGUCGGAUGCCUUUGUCAAAGAAGAGACUUUCUAUAGGGCAAAAACUAUCUUCCAUGAGGACCACCUCUUCUCUACUCGGGAUGUGCGGGCACAUCGGCAGCGGCGAAAGCUCUUUGCACGGGGAUACUCCCAGGCAGCGAUGCUGGAAUACGAACCUAAUAUCUCGAACAAGAUCGAUUCACUUCUGCAACAAUGGAAGGCUCGGUCCGACGGCCCAAUUGAUGUUUAUCCAUGGCUACAUUGGCUUGCGUUCGACGUGGUGUAUCAUUUGAUGUUCGAUGACGACCCAGGUCAAGUGGCAUCCGGUCAGAGCCAUGAAGUAAUGCCAUAUAUUGCUGCGUGGGCACCUACGUAUAUAUAUAAAGAGUUCGUCCCGCAACUGGAUCGAUGGGGAGUAUAUGUCCCUGGUUACGUGGGUGAUUACUUCAGACAGGUUCAAAAGUGGAAGAAUGCGAGUGAUUAUUCCGUCAACUUGAUCAAGAGAAGCCGGGAAAGAGGCACGAAAACUCCUUUCCUAAGGGCAGUAUUGAAUGGAGACAAGGACGCUUUCCUCGGUAGGCCUCUAACAAACUCCGAACUCGCAGAGGAGUGUAUGGCCGGCAUGUUCGCAGGAAGUGGAACCACCGCCAAUACGUUUGUUUUCCUUCUCUGGGCUUGUCUGCGGAAACCAGAUAUCGUGGCCAAGCUCAAAGCCGAGUUACGAGAGGCAUUUCCAGAUCCAUCGAUUAUUCCUGACUAUCGGACAUGUUCGUCGCUACCCUACCUUCAAGCCGUUAUAUCCGAGACCCUCCGCCGGUAUCCCGUUGCCAUUUCUCAAUUACCACGAACCGCAAUCAAGGACACGGUUGUCGCAGGUGUUGCAAUCCGAAAAGGCACUACCGUAGGGACUCAAAAUUACACCACCCACUUUAACGAAGAAGCAUUCCCCAACCCUCUGGAAUUCCGACCGGAGCGGUGGCUCGAGAAGGAGAAUGAGGCAUUACGCAAAGAGGCGUCGACGCCGUUCUCCAUCGGGCCGAGAAAGUGUAUCGGCAUCAAUUUGGCACAAAUGGAGCUCACCAAGUUGGUUGCGGUUUUCUUCCGCCGGUUCGAUGGAACAAUCGAUGACAGUAUUAACGAUGACGCGAUGCGGAUGUAUGAUACAUUCACAGCUUCACCGGCGGGGCGGAAACUGUUGGUUCAUUUGCGCGAGUCGCUCUAGAAGAUCAGCGGGAGCGAGUCUCGGGGAAGUAGACUACUAGAUAGCGUUGCAAACAACCAAGCCACAUGCCCUCCACUCCAGAAAUGUAUCGCCUGGCCGGCGUUCAGAUGCAGGUCCGAAGAUGAUGCCAAACUCCCUAAAGCUGACACACGGCAGAGUUUGGUCGUGCUGAAUGUGAUUCAGCAAUCGGAUUCACGGCUCUCAUUAUCCUUCUCAUGGCCAAGACAGCCAAUGCAUUUUGGGUCUCUCAUCCGCCGUUAAAACAUCAAAGAUCUAUUCUAUCUCACCUCCCAGCCAACUAAGUCCUA
This is a messenger RNA of Aspergillus sclerotioniger CBS 115572, 1769 nucleotides long. RefSeq names its product cytochrome P450. Bases 1 to 1461 code for a protein of 486 amino acids. The transcript has 10 exons. NCBI's taxonomy places the organism in Eukaryota, Fungi, Ascomycota, Eurotiomycetes, Eurotiales, Aspergillaceae. The record is from RefSeq and is a predicted model, not a curated record. Gene Ontology annotation, molecular function: heme binding; iron ion binding; oxidoreductase activity, acting on paired donors, with incorporation or reduction of molecular oxygen.